AUGUCGUUGAGCGAUAUGUUGUAUUUCAAUGUACUAAAAAGCGAUUACGUCGUUGUUGGAAGCGAUGGAUGCGUUAAUACUGUAAGGCUAUCUAUGUGGUCUCGUAAUGCCUCAAUGCCUCGGUUGAAACAUAGAGAAACGGUUGCUGUUUGGCUACUUUUUUGUCCACCAGGGAAAAGGCCCUUGGUAAUCCUGGGAGCUGAGACGAUGGAGCACGACCAAAUGCGGCAUGGUUUGCGAAACGGAUACUUGAGGCGUCUCUUCACGAAACUCGGGAAUAAUGUGAAGGCUUCGAACGCUUUCAGGUGUCAGCAUUAUUCAUUAUUCAUCCAUGCUUCCGAGGCCAAGGUCAGGAGCCAACCUCGAAAUGUGAAGCGUCAUCAAGGCAGCAUUCCCGAACUCGAGGUAAGCCUGGACCUGAGAACCACUCUUCCACCAACCGUAGCCUCAAAUUUAAAGACAGCGGAGGGCAUACUGAAUCAUAAUGGAGUCACCCAAAGGCAUGAGUGGCGCCUGGAACGUGCUGCCGCUUCCAAGCCUAAGUAUAUAUCCCGCUGGCAAUUAUUUACUUCGCUUCACUUCCAUCCUGUUAUAUUCCCCUCUCCAGCUUCCAACUUAAAGUCAAUCUCGUCCAGAAUCUCAACCCACAUCAUUUUUUUUUUCGUACACUUCGGAGGAUCCGUUCGUACCCUCGCCCCGCCUUUUUCAUUCUUUAUUCACUCACCAUUUCUCCCAAUAACCCACCGCGCGAUGGAUUCCGAAACCGACCUCCUCCUUCUCCCAAUCGAAUCUGAACACCAACGCGACCGUCACUACAACUACCCCACCGAUUGGCACACUCAAUCCCCCUCCAAUUGGCGUAAAACCAAAUACUUUAAAGAACUCAGCGCCUCCCACUACGACAACAUCCCCCGAAUCCAACUCCUCAUCUCCGACCUAGACCUCUGCAUCACCAAACUCUCCAAAGGCGCGAACCCAGACCUUCGAACCCGACAACUACGCGCAAACCGAGCCCGCCUCGUCCAUGAACUCCAUGCGCUAGAGGCCGGAUGGCGGAAUAUAUCUGCCGUGCUAAGGACCGAGUCGCAAAAGCUGUUUAUUCUCCCUAGGGAGUUACGAGAGGAGAUCUACGGAUAUCUCUAUACACUGGAUUAUCCGUUCGUGUUGACGUACCCAGACAUCGACAUCCGCCGCUCCAUGCUCCGCCGUGACCCGUUCCUGUACCUGCAUGCCAACAUCGUGGACCCUGUCAUCGCGGCCGAAGCCGCGCAGAUUAUGUACAACAGCAACGUCUUCGAAAUCUCAUCCCAAAUCCCUAAUCAAGUCCUGCAUUUCCUGCGCACGGAUCAUUAUGGCAGCGGUGUGUUACCGCGGGAUGUGAUCCGCAGAAUGCAUCUAAGCACGCAAGCCACCUUGACAUUCGGCGGGGUGAGGCACGAAGUCCUUGAAAUCCAGCAGCGCUCGAAACCGUGGAGUGUAGUAACAAGAAGGUAUACGACGCGACGCUGGAUGCUGAUGGCGUUGUUGGAGAUGCAGCAGUUACGUAUACUAAAUCUUGAACUGGUGUGUAGGAAUUCGAAUGUAUAUGAGUAUCGGGAGAUUUCCCCGACCUUGAAGAUGUUGAAGGAGCGGGGGGUGGUGGUCAAGGUAUGUGCGGUUGCGGACAUGGUUGACGGUUGGAGGGAAGAUAUUUCGGAGUAUUUUGAUACGCCGAGCGAGCGGGAUGUUGAGGUGAUGGUCCGAGAUGGGAUUAUUGGUCCUGAACAUCCAGUGGUAGAUGAGGAUCCUGAUGAUUGGACUGAUGAUCUGUUUCCGAGGGAAUGGAGUCCGAGUCGGUGGCGGGUGUUUCUAGAGGAGCAUUACAAGGUCUUCAAGAGACGGGAGUUGGAGGAGAAGACCAAACAUGAUAUCAGGUGGUUAAAGACAGUAUCGAAACUCCAUAAACCAACAGUAGUCAAAUCCGUCGUAUAUCUAGGUAUCAUCACUCCUACCAAGCGAUCACGUUUAUUACCCCAAACACUUGGGCACGAAUUCGAUCCUCAUUUCCAGCGAUCGAUGGCCAGUUUCCGGCGUCUCAACUGCGGUCCCAAUAUACAUGUAAAAUUAGCCAAUGCGCGACGGAAUCCUCAAAUAUUCACUAUCUAUCCCUCAUUUUCCUUUCCAUAUGCUUUGGAAGAAGUGGGAGAGUACGAGUUACCGUCGAUUAAAGCGAUCAGACUGCAUGGGAUUCAGAAUGGGACGGUGCUGAAGAUGCCUGCGGGGGCGGAUAAGAGGAGUUUAUCCUCGCCCUUGGGAACCGUGGAAUUGGAGAAGCAAGAUGUUGGCAUUUUACAUGUAGUUUUGGAGACGCAGGUUGUCGUCGGUUUAGCUAUGGCCGUUGGUAUCGAGGUAGAAGAGUGGGAAGAAGGUUCCGAGUCCGUCGUUUGGUUAUUCCGCGGGCAGAAACUUCUAGAUCUGGGGCCGGCCAUGGGAUUUGACAAAUCCAUGGGGAAUAUAAUGCCAGGAAGCCUCGUACUUGGUGGCUACGACGCUGGUAGCCUUUGGGGCAGUGAACAAUCUCUCUCGGUGGUAAUCACAUCAGUCGAGUUCAUACCCACGAGGAACAAAAUCAGAACAUCCAGAACGCUAAGCAACCUCCUCGACCCCACUAUCCGCCACAAUCGAGGCCUCGACGCCGUACACCUGGCUUCCGAUUUCAACAUGACAAGUUUUCGAAACCGUCUUCCAGCUCUAGUGGGACGAGACCUCGGAACUGACCGCGUUUCGCGAAACACUAGCGUGACUUUUACGCUGCAGUCGCAAUCUCCGGGGAAGGCCAUGAGCCAGAACCUCACACUGCAAUAUUCGACUUUCGAUCUGGGUCAUUCAAUUCCACCGAGUAACAUGACUUCGUCGUAUCGCUUGGCCAUGAGCACAAAACUUUGGCCUAUCAAAGCCACAGUUCAUGACUCUGACGCGCAUCGCCGAAACCUACGGCUUCCUUUAACCCAAGCUCGACAACAACUUACAGAUUCUGAGCUAGUGAGACAAUUCAGGCUUUUUAGAUUGGGGGUAACUUUAUUUCUAUUCUCAGUUUUUGAAAAGACGAGGGAGCGAAGCCAAUUUCAGAAAUCCAAAAACCAGCAGACGAAGUUUGAGAAGGGAGCGCUGGACGCCGAUCAGCUUCGGCAGUCAACCGGGAAAUCAUUUGAGACUAUGACCCAGGUUUUAGCAGAGCUUGAAGUUAUAGAGCCGACACAUGAGUUGGUGGCAACCGAGCCAGAACCGACGACUCCGGGAUCUGGAGUCGAGAAUCGUGUGGAGCUGAAAAUUCGCUCCUUUCUGAGAUUCACUCUAACAACCUUACCUAGAGAGGCUUCGACUAUUUCUCCACCUACUGUACUCGACAGUGUGUCCCAUUCAUACGCAACUGCUUCGGCCAACUUGGUUCCCUUCCACCCACACUACCGCAGCAUCUUGUAUAUCAUUGGCCGCACAGGAGAGUCCCAUCUAACUCUCAAUAUUCCUCUUAAGCUUUCAGAUCAGCUCACUCUUUCUCCCUUCAGGUGCAAUGGUUUUCUGGAAGCCUUCCACCACAGGGCCUUUAAACGCGGUUCAAGUGGUUAUAAUGAAAUAAAGGGUAGAGUAGAGCUGAAAAGAGCAAAAUCCAAGCCUGUUAAUAUGUCGUUUCAUCUUUCGCGACAACUAUACGAAUAUAUUCGCGAAAAUCCUAAGGUACGGCGGUCAUUAGUCGACGGCGAGGUAUGUCUCCUAUAUAAAUGUGCAGUAGUCACCCGUUUUGAGCGGGAAGUCAUAAGGGAGCCUGAAGGACAAAUUCUGAAUAUUUGGCCGUUUUCGAAGCUGGGUGUGAAGCGUCUCGUUAGCGAGUUACACUUCUGUUAUCUAAACUGGAGGAAACCGCAAACCUGUCGAAAUUUUAAUGGUUCUAUUAUUGGGAGCAUGCCAAUGGAAGUUGGCGUGUAUCAUGUCAGCUCAUGUUCAUUCGUAGCAUCCAUCCAAAACUAG
Lindgomyces ingoldianus is the source of this 4005-nucleotide messenger RNA. RefSeq lists its product as uncharacterized. NCBI's taxonomy places the organism in Eukaryota, Fungi, Ascomycota, Dothideomycetes, Pleosporales, Lindgomycetaceae. The coding region runs from base 1 to 4005 and encodes 1334 amino acids. The record is from RefSeq and is a predicted model, not a curated record. The transcript has 27 exons.